Rhincodon typus (whale shark) is the source of this 3237-nucleotide messenger RNA. RefSeq names its product neurogenic locus notch homolog protein 3-like. The record is from RefSeq and is a predicted model, not a curated record. The transcript is spliced from 20 exons. Bases 97 to 3108 code for a protein of 1003 amino acids. NCBI's taxonomy places the organism in Eukaryota, Metazoa, Chordata, Chondrichthyes, Orectolobiformes, Rhincodontidae.
CAGUGAUAAACUAGGGCUGUCAGAAGCUCACCAUUGUCAGAAGUGUACUCCUGGACAUUUCUGCGCAGAGAUUGGACUUACUGCUGCGUCAGGACCAUGUUGGGCAGCACCGGAGCCAACAGCAAGUCCAGAGCAGCGAGCCUCCGUGCCUGGGAACACCGCGAGCAGCGAGUCCCGGAGCAGGGCGGGGGAACAGCAGCUCAGCAGCCUCAAAGCAUCGCGCAUGCCGCGAGCGCGAGCCAACCGCGUGACUGGGUGCAGGGCAGCUCGAGGCGGCGACAGCGCGGCUCAGCCGCCGGACGGUUAGAGAGGCCGUGUCCCCAGAGAGACGGGGUUUGGGGCGAUUCCCGGAGCGACGAAAGUACGAAUCCCGGUACAGAGCGACUUACCCGGUUGGUGCUGAAUGCCGGAUUUUAUUGCCUUGAGGGAUCUAAAGCACCCACUCCCAUUGCAUCUGUCUUUGGUGACAUUUGUACCCCUGGUCACUUUUGCCCCAGUGCUACUGCCCCCCCUGUUCCAUGUCCAUCUGGAACAUUCCGAUCUACACCAGGGGGAAAAAGUGAAGACGACUGCCUGUUGUGUCCUUCAGGUUUCUAUUGUAAGGAACCAGGCAAGGACAGUGUUGAAGGAUUUUGUGAGCCAGGAUUUUAUUGUCUAAUUGGAGCAAAGACCGCAACACCCCGUGAUGGUGUUACAGGUGACAUUUGUCCUGUUGGCUAUUAUUGUCCAUUGGGUUCUGGUGGCCUCAAGUUACAUCAGAAUGGGACAUCUGUGAACCAUACAGGGACUGAAGAAUCUAACAUCUGUCCUGAAGGGUCUCUCUGCACCAAUAGAGAAAGAACUGAGCCAUGCCAUCAAGAUUCAUACUGUCCAGAAGUUUCUGGUACCUUCCCACAGUCUUGUCCUUAUGGGACUUUUGGAGCAUCCAGGGGAUUAAGGAAGAGGUCUGACUGCAUUCCAUGCCUUGGUGGUUCCUACUGCAGUCGGCCAGGUCUCUCAGAAGUUGAAGGUCCUUGUGAUCCUGGUUUUUAUUGUGAAUCUGGAGUGAACUCACCACGGCCUUCACAGUAUUCGGCUCAUACAGGGAAAGGUGGUGAAUGUAGUGUAGGUUCCUACUGUCCCAGAAACUCUACAGUGUCUAUACCAUGUCCCCCUGGAACCUACAACUCAGAAAUAGGUCAGAGUGACUGCAAAAUAUGCUUGGCUGGAUAUUUCUGUUUGGGUGGAACUUCCAACCCCUUCCCACUGAAAUGCCCAAAAGGUCACUUCUGUCCAGAACGUACCCGCUUUGGAGAAGAAUACCAUUGUCCCCCUGGGACCUAUAAUAGUUUACUUGGUCAACAAAGCUCUGCUGACUGCUUAAUUUGCCCUCCAGGCCAGUUUUGUGAAGGGAUUGCUCUGAGCUCACCGAGUGGGAACUGCUCUAAAGGCUGGUAUUGCACCGGAGGGUCAGUAACAAGCAAACCCUUGCCCCAAGGCGAUUUCUCAAAUAUUUCAGAUUGUGCUUCCCAAGAAGAUGUUUUCCCAGGAAAUCGUUGUUCUCCUGGGUUUUUCUGCCCAGAAGGAUCAUCUUUUCCUCUGAUUUGUACAGCAGGAUAUUAUUGUGAUCAAUAUGAGCUCGCUGAACCAACAGGUCCUUGUGAUGCAGGAUACUAUUGUCCUAUUGAUAGUACUGAGCAUGCCCCAGACUCUUUCAGGUGCAUUGCUGGGCAUUACUGUCCUGAGGGCUCACCAACCCCCAAGCCAUGUCCUGAAGGAAUAUUCUCCAGUACCCCCAUGAGCAAGGUGCCUGAGAACUGCCUGCCUUGCUUACCAGGAUUCUUCUGCGAAGGCGUCAGGCUGUUUCAUCCAACUGGCCUCUGUGCAUCUGGUUACUACUGCCCAGGAGGUCAGAGUUCUCCCACCACAGCAAACCUUUUAUGUCCUCCUGGGUCCAGGUGUCCAGCAGGAAGCCCCAGUCCUGACCCUUGUCCAAGAGGUUUCUACCAAGCACUGAAAGGCCAGUCUGAGUGUAAUCCUUGUCCUGCUGGAAGCUACUGCUACACAUCUGAGUUGGACAACUGGGGAGUCGAAGCCCCUCAGCAAUGUCCACCUGGGCAUUUCUGCCCAAGAAGAAUAGAAUUUGCCACCGAGUACAAAUAUCCUCAUGGAACUUUCAGCAACAAAGAAGGACGAACCUCAGCAGCUGAGUGUGACCUUUGCCCUCCGGGACAGUUUUGUAGCCAAGAAGGCAUGACUGAACCCUCUGGAUCCUGUUUGACUGGUUUUUAUUGCCUCAUUGGAGCAAUGUACCCCAAUCCAACUGAUGGCAUCACUGGUGAUAUUUGCCCAAUGGGCAAGUUCUGUGAAGCAGGCUCUGUUGCAGGUGUUGACUGUCCAAUUGGCCAUUACAGCAAUAAGACUGGUUUGACCUCUCCAAGUAAUUGUACUCCUUGCGACCCUGGCUUCUGCUGUAGUCAUCUUGGAUUGACAUCUCCACAGGGUCCAUGUGCAAGAGGAUAUUACUGCAAACUGGGUGCUCGAUCACCAAAUCCAGAUAAUGGCAUUGAAGGUACUGUUUGCCCUGCUGGUUAUUACUGUGUGAGUGGGACUGAGAGGCCAGUGCCUUGUCCAAUUGGGACAUACAAUCCUUCAAAAGGAAGGGAUUCAGUGGCUGGUUGUUUGCCAUGUGAUCCAGGACAUUACUGUGGAAACAUUGGUCUCACUCAACCCAGCGGCUUGUGUUUCGAAGGCUAUUAUUGCAUCGGACACACUUCCCAGCCUAAUCCACAAGACGGAGAAAGUGGUGGUGUUUGUCCUGAGGGAUUUUACUGUCAUGCUGGAACCUAUAAACCUGUCCCUUGCCCAAGUGGGACCUUCCUGAAUCAUAGUGGUGGGACUGAAUGUGUUGUGUGUCCUGCAGGAUAUUUUUGUGUCUCUGGCAAUAAGAUUAAUCUGUGUCCAUUAGGAUUUUAUUGUACUGAAGGUACGGGUGCAGACAUCACAUCUUGCCCUGCAGGCACAUAUGGAGGACGUAUGGGUUUGAAAGAAGAGGAUGAUUGCUUUCCGCGUAAAGGGGGAAUUCUACUGUGCGCAAGUUGGUCUUUCUUCACCACAGGGGAAGUGUGACCCUGGACAUUACUGCAUCUCAGGGAUGAACAUUCCCAAUCCUGGUCCUGCCCAGCUCUUCUUGGGAAAAGGUGGAAAGUGUGGUACUGGGCAACAGUGUCCCUCAGGGUCAGUUCUACCACAGCCAUG